GGGCUUUACAUAUGACGUUUCCGAAUUGAACGAAAAACAAUCAUCUUCGUGUAUUUGCGAACAUGGCGCGCGGAAGUAGUGCUGGUUUUGACAGGCAUAUUACGAUCUUUUCACCCGAAGGUCGGCUUUACCAAGUAGAAUACGCUUUCAAAGCGAUCAACCAGGGUGGUUUGACAUCUGUAGCUGUCAAAGGAGUCGACACUGCUGUUUUCGCAACACAGAAGAAAGUACCUGAUAAGUUACUCGAUGCCUCCAGUGUCACCCAUGUAUUUCAAUUAACUGAUUAUAUCGGUUGUGUUAUGACGGGUAUGAUAGCCGAUAGUAAAUCACAAGUACAACGUGCUCGGUACGAAGCAGCUCAUUUUAAAUACAAGUAUGGUUAUGAGAUACCCAUAGAUGCUUUGUGUCAACGUGUAGCCGAUAUUAGUCAAGUGUACACACAAAAUGCAGAGAUGCGACCUCUUGGAUGUUCCAUGAUGCUUAUUGCUUACGACAAGGAAAAGGGUCCAUGCAUUUAUAAAGCUGAUCCGGCAGGAUAUUUCUGUGGUUAUAGAGCUAUUUCUGUAGGAGCGAAACAAACCGAAGCCAAUUCCUAUCUCGAAAAGAAAUUGAAAAAGAAACAAAGUUAUGAUUUGGAUGAAACUAUUCAACUAGCUAUUACUUGUCUGUCUACUGUUUUAUCUGUGGAUUUUAAACCAACUGAAAUUGAGGUGGGAGUUGUAUCCAAGGAUAACCCUAAAUUCCGUGUUCUGAAUGAGCAAGAGAUUGACAAACAUUUAACUACGAUUGCUGAGAAAGAUUGAUAAUCUUGUAUGCAAUUCAUUUAAUAAUAAAUAUACAAUUCAGUAUAAUAAAUAUGUUUUGCUUAAUACA
This is a messenger RNA of Linepithema humile (Argentine ant), 873 nucleotides long. RefSeq names its product proteasome subunit alpha type-6. Gene Ontology annotation, cellular component: nucleus; proteasome core complex, alpha-subunit complex; proteasome core complex. Lineage: Eukaryota; Metazoa; Arthropoda; Insecta; Hymenoptera; Formicidae. Gene Ontology annotation, biological process: ubiquitin-dependent protein catabolic process; proteasomal protein catabolic process. The record is from RefSeq and is a predicted model, not a curated record.